ACGUCUAUCUUAGCAAUAGCUAUAAUAUGAUAACUCUAGUUCGAAUUCUACGUUGUUAAGCGAGUGGAUGAUGACAAAAAUCAGUCAGUUUUUGUACACGCUAUUUGUCGGAGUUGUUUUGCUCCUUUCUUUAAAAGAAACAAAUGGAUUUUUUAUUAAACAUGUUCAAUCAGGAAAGUGUAUUUAUGAUACUGGGGUAGAGUAUUCAAGAUAUCCUAGUAUCAACCCAAUUCACCUUACUUAUUAUCUGAACCUAACUAAGAACUGUUUUGACUCAACAACUCAGUUUAAAUUUCAUCAAUCUGGCUCCAUAUUAAAACCGAAUAGAAGAGGUUGCCUUGUGGGAGACAGAAUCUUACAAGAUUUGUUUUUGAUAUACGAAAAGAAAGGUGACAUUGCUGCUGCAUGCAAUGACGCCAACGCUUUAACCCAAACUUUUCAAGGUGGAAUAUUUACUUCCGACUUUGAUAAAUGUGCAGUACCUCCAGGAUAUAUUAAACGUCAUGUCUACAUGGGAAUAGCUAACUGUAAUAAUGAAGAAGAUCAGCGAUUUCAUUUUGGUGCAGUGACAUGUGCUGGACAAAAGAUAGCGGACGCUAGUUGCUCGAAUAAUCAAUAUAUGGUGAUAAAAGUUGCAGAAUAUCGUGGAUUGAGAAACGGAAGCUCUUGUGGUUUAAGUUAUGAUUACAGUUGUAGUGUCGAUGUAACAUGUGACCUUAAAAAUUACUGUGAUGGGGAAAGAAAAUGUGAUGUAUCUGUUGAUGAUUAUCAUUUCUCUUCAAGUAUUUGCCCUGGUUUGGACAAGUAUCUUUACUUUGAAUAUCAAUGUAACGACACAAGUACGCCACACAGAGAAAUUUGUAACUUUGAGAAUGUACAUCUGUCUCAGUCAAUUUUGCCAAACAAAGGUGUCGUGGAUGUUAUUACAAAGUUUAGAAACUUCACCAUCUGCAACAAUGGUCUUUUGGCUGAAGUAAAAACCACUGUCUGUAAUCGAUUUGGUUAUCCUAGUGCACUGAAUAUAGAAAGCUGGACGUCAAUACUAACAUCAGUUAAUCAUUUUUUUACACCUGGAAAUGUUGCAUGUGGUGCUCAAGUGAAUGAUUUAUCCCAAUGUUCAAUAACUCAAAACAAUAGUUGUUCUCAAUACUUGUAUGUGACAUGUCAUAUAUGUAAAAGGCCUUUAUUAAACAACAAACAUAGUUUUCCAAACACCUCCUUUUCUGCCUUGUCCUCAACUAUUAACCAUUCUGCCAAAGAGGCAAGAAUUUCCAGCGGUAGUUCUUGGUGUGCUCCUGCUGCAAAUGGCACUCAUUAUCUUGAACUGAAAUUUCAAAAACUUUAUGCAAUCAACACUAUCGUCAUCUUUGGUGAUAGUGUAAGCCCAUGUUGGGUAUCUAGCUUUUACCUAAACGCUACAUCUGAUUUAAUAAACUGGGAAUCAGUUUUUCACCAAAAUUCACAAAAGGUUUUUCCAGGCAACAAAAAUGCUUACAGUGACGCUGCUAUCUCAAACAUCACAGGUGGUAUUAGAACGAGAGCUUUACGGAUUAUUCCUUUGAGUUACACUGGUCAACCAUGUUUACGAACUGAAGUUUGUGGUGGAGAAUUGCAUCCAAACAGCCCGACCAAUCUCCAUGUCAAUUCAACCGCUUCAAGAUACGUUACAAUAUCCUGGGUAGACCCACAAAACGUUGCAGUAUCUCCCAGUACAGGCCUCAAAAAUCCUCUGACCAAAUUUAAGUUUAUUUUGAGGAAAAAAACAAUGGCGAUCUUUAACUUUGUUGAGCAAGCCAAUGUUAGUAGACCUUACAAAUUGAGCAAUCUUAUUCCUAACACAAUGUACACAGUUGAAGUAUUCGCUGGAAACUCGGAAGGUUUUGGAGAUCCAGCAAAUGCUUCUUUUCACACAAAUGAAGAUGUUCCUGAUGGUCCUCCUUUAAAUGUAACAGUCGCUGUUGUUAAUAGUUCAUCGUUAUCAAUCACGUGGAAGCCACCUGAUAUAAGCAAGAGAAAUGGGAAAAUUAUCAAUUACACAAUUUGUAUUACACGAUGGAAGAAUGGGACGUGUUCAAGAAACUUUACUACGACAAACCAAAGUUUUAUUGUAAAUGACUUGAAACCAGCAACAACGUACUACAUCAGUGUUUUGGCCAGUACUAUAAUUGGUCGAGGAAAUUACAGUGAAAAUGAAAUUGCAAUAACAAAUGAAUUGCAGCCAGAAAAGCUUACAAAUUUUACGGAAGAAACGUUGACGUUUUCUUUAAAGAUUCCUGUUGAAGAAUAUGAAUUCUUCUAUAUUAUUGCGAUGGAAGGAGAUGAAAAAAAUCCCCCUCCACCUUCUAACUUCAGCAAUGAAGACUUAAUAAGGUAUUCCACACUCUCACAACCAAAGCUUUACAUUGCUGCCGUGCUUAAAGUCAGCGGUGUUGACAUGUUCGUGUUUAUACUUGGUGAUGGCUUAAAUUCAAGUAUUUCAAAACCGCGAACACGACGAUCUACAGAUAGAGAUUAUAAUAAUCGUCCUUUAAGCCCCGAUACUACUUAUCGAGUUUUCCAGCGAGUUAUUGUGAAUGAUAUGGGUGUUUAUUAUUCAACUGAUUGGAGUCCUGCUGCAAAAACUGAUCCUCGUCCAACUACUGCUCCUACAACUUCUGCUCCUCAAACUCCUUCUCCUUCAACUUCUGCUCCUCAAACUCCUUCUCUGACUACAAAUCCAACUCUACGUUUGUCUUCAACUACAAAAAAGGAUGAAGGCAAUGAGACUCUUAUUUUUAUUGCUGCCGCUGCUGCCGCUGGUAUUGUAUUGAUAAUCAUUUUUGUUAUCGUGGCAGUUUGCUUAAGAAGAGGACGAAAGGGGAAUAAAAAAUCUAAGUCUAGUCUGUCCUCUAACGAUGAGGGAGAGAAGGGAUAUGAACUUUCCAUAAAAAACGAAGCGUUUGUUGGUGAAGACAUCGUGGAUGCUGUGCAACCACAAGUGGAAAACAAUAGGGAUCUUAGCAACCCAAUUCCUGACGACGACGACACAUAUGCAAACAAUGAAACCAUUAUCGUCCGAAAUCAUUUUCCAGUACCUCUUGAAAAAUUUCAUGAACACGUAAAGAAACUAAGACAAAAAAACAUGCAGGAAUUAAAGCUUGAAUUCGAGGAUUUACCAAAUGGUCAGAAAUGCAACUGGGAUAUUGCAAAAAAUAGUAUAAACUCUGCCAAAAACAGAUAUGGAAACGCAGUCACAUACGACCAUUCUCGUGUGAUACUCUCUGGUGAUGAAAAAUCUGACUAUAUCAACGCUUCUUUUGUCGACGGAAAAUGUGAGAAGUACUACAUUGCGACCCAAGGACCAAAACCUAAAACAGUUGAUGAUUUCUGGAGGAUGAUCUUUGAGCACAAGUGUUCAACCAUUGUUAUGUUGACAACUUUGAAAGAAAUGGGAAAGGUAAAAUGUGAAAAGUAUUGGCCAGAUGAAUCUAACGAAUACGGUGAAAUUAAAGUGACCGUCACCAAGACAAAGACCUUUGCUGAUUACGUCACACGCAUGAUGGUGGUUGAAAAGGAUGGCGAACAGCACAAAGUCGAGCAGUUUCACUACAAAUCAUGGCCAGACUAUGGAGUGCCCCGUUAUCCGACACAACUGUUGACUUUCAUAAAGCAUUUUAAGCUAUCGCACAGGACAAGAUUCGGUCCAGUGGUCGUACAUUGUAGCGCCGGUGUUGGUCGUACUGGAGUAUUUAUUGCCAUAGAUAAAAUCCUCGAUGAUCUAGAUGAUGAUUAUGAAACAAACAUUGAUGUAUUUGGCUUUGUGGAAGAGAUGAGAUCGCGGCGCAUAAACAUGGUUCAGACAGCGGAUCAAUACAUGUUCAUUCAUGACACCAUUGUCGAUCACAUCCAAUGUGGAGCGAAUGAAGUUGAUGCUGUAGAAAUAAAGGUCGAAAUAUCACAACUGUCAAAGACGAAUGGGGCUGGAAAAACAGGAUUUGAAGAAAAAUUCGAGCGUUUACAAUCAGUUACAUCAGAGCUCCCAGAAGAACUUUGUGAAGCAGCACUUUCGGAUGAGAACAAGAAGAAAAAUCGUAAUCCAAAUAUCUAUCCAACGGAAACUAAUCGUCCAACUCUUCGACGUAUUGAACGUGUGGAAAGUUCUGACUACAUAAACGCAUGUUUUGUUGAUGGUUAUCUAGGAAAGAAUUACUUUAUUGCAACACAAAUGCCUUUAAACGAAACAAUAAACGACUUUUGGAGGAUGGUAACUCAGCAUGAAUGCACGACCAUCGUUUUGCUGAGUCUGAUAAAUGAAGACGAGGAGGAAUAUCCAAUGUUUUGGCCCACGAAGAGAGCAACAAGUCAACCAUAUGGAACAUGUACUGUUUUGUUUGAUUCUGUCGUAAAGAAUGAAGACAUUGUUGUGAGAAAGUUUAUCGCUUCUCCAACGAGAGACAUCAAAGAAGGUCGAAUGGUCAGGAUGGUUCAGUACUUAUCAUGGCCUAAUCAUGGAGUACCUAAAGAUGUAAAGAGUUUGGUGAAUGUCUUGACAGAAGUCGAAGAGGCACAAAGAGCUGUGGAGGUUAAAGGACCUGUUGUCGUUGUCUGCAGUGAUGGAGCAGGUAGAUCAGGUACCUAUAUCACCAUUUCAAACCUUGUGGAUCGAGUUAAAAUCGUCCAAGUCAUGGAUGUGUUUCAGUGCAUAAAACUGAUCCGAAGUAGACGCCCACAAUUUGUCGAGACAGCGGAGCAAUUCAAAUUUUGUUACAAUGCAGUGUCAUGCGUGUUGGAGUCCUUUGACGAGUAUUCAAAUUUCACAGAAAUAGCGAAAUCUUGAGACUUUAGUUUACACAUGUUAUUUAACAAAGGUCUAUCUUUAAAGGAUUGGACCAAAAUAAAAUACGUUUCAUAAAUAUACUAACGGCACUUUUUAUUAUUGACCUAAAGCAAACACCAUUCAUUUAGAUAGCACUUACUAAUAAUUAAUUGUUUUAUUCUAACCAUUUUUCCCUUAUGAAAUAACGUACAACCAAUCAUAACAGAACGCGGUGUAGAUAAUUACAUACAUGUAAUUUAAAAACAACGUUAUGACGCCGUCUGACAUUGUCGAAAUGAUUGCACGGAUGCAGCACUAAGUCAAAAGAUAUUUUGCGAGCGAAAAAUUGCCUUGCUAUGAGUAAAAACUCGUUCAUGAGCAACUUAACGUGGUGCUGUCAAUGUUGUUGAAGAAGACGUGCUGAAUUAAUUUUAUGAAUAUUUAUAACAUUUGUUUACGUUUAACUUACUUAGAAAGUUUCCUCUGCAUUUAUUUUAACAACUGUAACUAUUUUUAAUUUAGAAUAUUUGCCUAGCUCUCAUUUUAUGAUUUUGUUAAUUCUGUCUGUUGUACUCAAAUAUACUAACAAAAAAACUCAAAA
Molecule: messenger RNA, 5396 nt
Organism: Xenia sp. Carnegie-2017
Lineage: Eukaryota; Metazoa; Cnidaria; Anthozoa; Malacalcyonacea; Xeniidae
Product: receptor-type tyrosine-protein phosphatase delta-like
Exons: 29
Coding region: 68-4816 (1582 amino acids)
Biological process (GO): protein dephosphorylation
Cellular component (GO): membrane
Molecular function (GO): carbohydrate binding; protein tyrosine phosphatase activity; protein binding
Source: RefSeq, a predicted model, not a curated record